This is a messenger RNA of Solea solea (common sole), 1706 nucleotides long. RefSeq lists its product as uncharacterized. NCBI's taxonomy places the organism in Eukaryota, Metazoa, Chordata, Actinopteri, Pleuronectiformes, Soleidae. The transcript has 5 exons. The coding region runs from base 148 to 1044 and encodes 298 amino acids. The record is from RefSeq and is a predicted model, not a curated record.
CAGGGGCGCUAGUUGUCCCUGUGUGCUCGUGUGCGACUUGUAAAGAAAAUACAAGAUACAGAACCAUCUGUGUUGUGCGCAUGCGCGGUGAUUGUUAUUGUUUUGGCCGGCUUGUGCUGUCAUCUUAGGAAAUGUUAAGUCUCUCCGAUGGAGAGCGCGUGUGAGCAGGUCUGUGGCGCUGAUGAAGAUGAGGCUGAGGAGGCGGGAGGAGCCAACGGUCGAGCCAUGCUCUGGUCCAUCCAGGAGGCUCUGGAGAGGCAGACCCUGCAGAUCGGAACCUCGGCCUGCGGCGCCACGGCCGUGGUGGACGUGCUUAAGGCCCUCGGCGUGGACGUGGCCCCCGAGGAGGCCGAUCGCUGCGUCCAAACUCGCCUGAGGAGGAUUGAGUCGCCUCUGCCUGACUAUCUGCUGUCCCGGAGUGAAGCAGGUGCGACGCACGCUCAGCUCAUCGCGGGAGCAGUGGAGGCCAGUAAAGGCGAGGUGACGGGUCGCUUCUUCCACCUUCACCCCCGGCGGCAGGUGAACCUUGUCCCCUGGCUCGCGCGCUGGCUCCGAAAGGGAGCCGUUCCCGUGGCAACCAUGAACAUGCAACUGGCCGUACCCGAGGGAGACGAGGUGCCUGACGCGUGGCACCAUCAGCUCAUAUUUGGGGUCGUGCCCAACGCCGUUUUCAUGACGAACCCGUUAGAUGUGGUGAGCGAGGAGGAGGCGCACCAGAGACUCUGCAGUGAAUCUGUGUUGCUGGUUCGUCGAGAAGACGUCCUGCAGCGAUUGACGCCCGAUUUGUUUCUGUCCGGCUUCAUAGAGAGUCAGAAGGACCCGCGCUGGAAAGCUCUGGACGUUGAGGGUCAGGUAAAACAAAUGGUGCGAGAAGAGGAACAGGAACAAGAGGGUCCGGUGUUGACGCACAUCAGGAUCCCUGCGGCAUACAGCUCGGGCGUCACUCUCUUCGCCUUGCAGCGGUCACACCUUGGACAGGAACUUAUCAACGCACCUGAGCUCCCUCCCUCUGCUGUGAUUGGUCUGACGCACACAGACUUUUAGAAAUAGAGGUGGAAAUAUGACAUUUCAGGCAGCUAAAAUAAGAUGAUGCAUCAUUUGUCAACUGUACUGCACUGUGAAAAGUGUUUGGACUCAACCGUGUUAUUGUAAGGAGUGAGCGUUGCUGUACUUUUGUGCCAUUUUCUCUACUUGUACCUGUGAAUUCCACUCUGGAAUUCAGAUGGAAAUAUUGUACUUUCCACUCCACUACGUUGCAUUUAUAGUUAUGGUUCGCUAAAGAUUUUUACAGUUAAAAAACAUUUCCUGCAGAAAAUGUUGCCCGAAACGAGACCUCGGAUAAAAUAUAAAUGUCAUGCUUUAGUGGAUUUAGUCAAUAACCCUCCAAAUUUUUACUUUUUAGAGUUUUUCAAAUUCCCAGCAAGACACGUCCUUCCCCUUAGGCCAUAAGUGAAUAUCACAGCAUAUUAAACCAAACGAGCCUUGAUUCUACACGGGCAGCUUGCACAGAAAGAAAAAACAUACCUUAAUGUUAAUUUACAAGCAGUGAUUAGGUCAUGUCCUGUGUUUAUAAAGCAUGGUGUGGGCUGAAUAUAUGCUUGACACUACUGCCACCAAGUGGGUAAACUCAAUAGUGCAAUGUCAGUCAUUAUUUAUACAUGUAUAAAACAUUCAAACAAUAAAACCUCCUCUUGAUUGAACAACCA